This is a messenger RNA of Spinacia oleracea (spinach), 918 nucleotides long. Its product is annotated as probable E3 ubiquitin-protein ligase XERICO. The coding region runs from base 144 to 599 and encodes 151 amino acids. NCBI's taxonomy places the organism in Eukaryota, Viridiplantae, Streptophyta, Magnoliopsida, Caryophyllales, Amaranthaceae. The transcript has a single exon. The record is from RefSeq and is a predicted model, not a curated record.
UCCCCUUCCUUCCUACUCCUAGGCCCUUCAAAAAUUCUAAAAUUUUCUCUCUCUAGAAAAAAAAAAUUCCCUCUUUUUCUCUCUCUAAAAUCUCUCUACUUCAGAAUUGAGCUUUAAACGACAAAAUUUAACAUUUUAGAAAGAUGGGAUUAUCAAAUUUCCCAAGUCCAUCAGAAGGGGUUCUACCAGUGUUAGUGAUGAACACAGUAAUGUCAGUUGCGAUUCUGAAGAACUUACUGCGGUCAAUUCUUCAAUUGACAGGGGCGAUAAACUGGGGUUUUUCGAGUAAUUUGGAAGAAAAUCAAUCAUCACCAACAAACGAACCAAACAGAAUGAGGAGAUUGAGGGGUAUUUCAAUUACACAGUUCAAGUAUUUGUGUGCAGACAAGAGCAAGAAAAGUGACAGUAACAGUAAAAUUCACAGAGAUGGAAAUUCCAAAAUUGCCCUUGAAGGAGAGUGCUGUGUUUGUUUGUGUAAAUUUGAGGAUGAAGAAGAGGUGAGUGAAUUGUCAUGUAAGCAUUUCUUCCACAGAAAUUGCUUGGAAAAAUGGUUUGAUAAUCAUCACACUACUUGCCCACUUUGCAGAUCCAUCCACUAAAAUUCAAGCUCUAAUCUUUUUUUUCUUUUUCUUUUUUUUUUGUGGGGAUAAUUUAGGUUAUGGGGUGAUUGAGGUUGAGCACUUUUUUUUUAGGAGACUUUUUGAGGAGCCUUUUUCUUUGAAAUUUCUCUUUUUUUUAUUUUUUAUUUUUUUUUAGGAAGAGGGUUCCUUUGGUUUCUUGGAACCCUUCAUUUUUAUUUUCUUUUAUUUUCCAGCAAAGUAGAAAAAAACAUAAUGAAACUUUGCUGCUGUAGACUUGUAGUUGUGUUCUUGAGUGUUUGCCCAAAACACCAAUAACAUCAAAAAAAAAAAGAACAAA